AUGCUAAAAAGUUGUGUGAUUUUAGUCCUUUUUGCAAUAAGUUUGAAUUAUUGUCAGAGAAACUUCAGAUAUUGUUAGAGAAAUAAUAAAAUAAAAGCAUUAACGAGAGGCUAUUAUAAAAAUGUCAUCAGUUAUGACGCAAGUCCUCUUUUAACUAGUCGAAAAUAAAAUUAGUUUGCAGGAGUUGGAAAUGAGAUGGGGAUUCUCUUUAGAAAUGAAAUAUAUUAAGCAUCAUCAAAUUAACGAGGGACAUAUAUCAGUUUAGGCUAGUCAAUAAUUAUAGAAUUACUUUAGGUUUAUGAAUUAAAUACAUUAAAAAUUGUGUUGAGGAAUGGAAAUAUCAGAACAUAUGAUUUUAUAGUUUAUGCAUCAGAUUCUAAUGAAGAAAUAAUAAUAUUUGAUUCAAUAACUAACUAUAUUGAAGUUGUCACAAUCAAAUUUCGAAAUUAACUUGUCAAAUAUUUUCGAAUUUAUAACCGAGGUGGAAAUUCUGAAGCUCCUUUUACACAUAUAAUAAAGGUUGAAGCUUAUUUUAAGAUUUGA
This is a messenger RNA of Paramecium pentaurelia, 543 nucleotides long. The record is from the annotation of a GenBank genome assembly. NCBI's taxonomy places the organism in Eukaryota, Ciliophora, Oligohymenophorea, Peniculida, Parameciidae.